AACCCGCCAGUUGCCAAAAAUCGUCAAAUGUCAGGAUUUGACCAGGGUUCUGUCUAUUUCUCAGACUCCCUUUUUCAACAAACAAGAGAUCAGGACAACUCGGCAAACGUCCAGUUUGCAAAGCGAAAGUUCAAGGAGUUUAUUCGUCAGUUCAACGAUGGUGGUUUCGAUUUUAAAUAUAGGGACCAAAUUAAAAAAAACUAUAGAUUGAAAAAAUACUUUAUCGUUGUCAAACUAAGGGAUCUUAACAAUUAUGAUUCUUCGCUGACCCAGGAACUUAUUCACCGCCCAAGUGAUUACUUACCACCGUUUGAAGAAGCUGUGACGGAAGUGGCAUCCGAGCUUGUUCGUUCAAGUGACGAAGAAAGUCAUACGGAGUCUGCACAGGUGUUAUUCGAGUGGGACAGUAAUGCUGUCAGCCUCAGAGACGUACAUUCAGAAGAAGUUUCCAGGUUAGUUAAGAUAUCAGGUAUCGCCAUUAGUUCUUCAAGUAUACGUGCAAAGGCUGUUCGUCUAAGUCUACAAUGUCGAGGUUGUCGCCAAUUCCUUCCAAAUCUCCCUGUGAAGCCAGGGUUAGAAGGCUUUACACUACCUCGCAAGUGUCCAAGUGCUCAAGUUGGUGGAGGACAGGCUACCAGAUGUCCGAUUGACCCUUUCUUCAUAGUCCCUGACAAAUGUGAGUGUGUCGACUUUCAGACAAUUAAACUUCAAGAAACACCGGAAACUGUCCCACAUGGAGAAAUGCCUCGUCACGUUUUGCUCUAUUGUGAUAGAUAUCUCUGUGAGCGAGUCGUCCCUGGUAAUCGUAUAACUGUUGUUGGUGUGUACUGUAUUCGUAUGACCGUCUCCAAUAAGCGCGCAGGCGCAAACGAACGUUCAAAUGCAGGUGUUCGCCAGCCAUAUAUCCGCGUCUUAGGUUUAACCGUUGAUACAGAAGGCCCUGGGCGUAGUGCGUUCGUAUCUGGUGCCGGUGAAGGAACAGGUGCAGCUGCAACUUUAACAGAGAACGAAGAAGAAGAAUUAGUAGCUUUGGCUAACUCACCGGAUAUCUACGAGAGAUUAGCUCGAAGUAUCGCUCCGUCUAUCUAUGGUAGCACUGAUAUUAAAAAAGCAAUUGCAUGUCUUCUGUUUGGUGGAUCACGUAAACGGCUUCCUGAUGGACUUAUGCGUCGUGGUGAUAUAAAUAUGCUAAUGUUAGGUGAUCCUGGGACAGCUAAGUCUCAACUUUUAAAAUUUGUAGAAAGAUGUUCACCUGUUGGCAUAUAUACCUCAGGUAAAGGUAGUUCAGCUGCUGGUUUGACGGCUUCUGUUACUCGAGAUCCAAACACUCGUAAUUUCAUAAUGGAAGGUGGUGCUAUGGUACUUGCUGAUGGGGGUGUUGUUUGUAUUGAUGAGUUUGACAAAAUGCGUGAAGAUGAUCGUGUUGCAAUUCAUGAAGCCAUGGAACAACAAACUAUUUCAAUAGCUAAAGCUGGCAUUACGACAACAUUGAACAGUCGUUGUUCCGUACUUGCAGCAGCCAACAGUGUUUAUGGUCGUUGGGAUGAUACGAAAGGUGAAGAUAAUAUUGAUUUUAUGCCAACAAUCUUGUCACGUUUCGAUAUGAUUUUUGUAAUACGUGAUGAGCAUGAUUCUCAACGUGAUACAACUCUUGCAAAGCAUGUUAUGCAAGUACAUCUACACGGGAAUGAUCCUGCUGGAAUAAAUGCAAUGGAUACCGGGUCAUCGGAUGAAAUUCCACUUAGUACUCUCCGACGUUUUAUUGCCUUCGCACGUGAGCGCUGUGGUCCUCGUUUAUCUGAACAGGCUGCUGAAAAAUUAUCGAAUCAGUAUGUCCUCAUGAGAUCUGGUUCUACACGGUACGAACAGGAAACGGGUAAACGAUGUGCCAUCCCUAUAACAGUACGCCAACUUGAAGCAAUUAUACGAAUUUCUGAGUCAUUAGCAAAAAUGCGUUUAGCCGCUUUUGCAACUGAAACAGAUGUUGAGGAAGCAUUACGUCUAUUUCAUGUUUCAACAUUGGAAGCCGCUAUGUCUGGAAGCUUAGAAGGUGCGGAAGGUUUUACCACACAAGAGGAACAUGAACUUAUUCUGCGUUUAGAAAAGCAGUUGAAAAAGCGAUUUGUUAUUGGCAGUCAAGUAUCAGAAUAUGCUAUCAUACAAGACUUUACACGUCAAGGUUUUUCAGAACGCGCUGUGACCAAGGUUUUACACUACAUGAUUCGUCGAGGUGAAGUACAGUAUAGAAUGCAAAGGCGUAUUUUGUACCGAAUUAAAUAGAGAUAUCCAACUUUAUUAUAUUAUACUUGUAUUGUUUAAUCUUUUCACCGGAGAAUUUGUUUUAUAUAAAGAUUAUCUUGUAACUUUUUCCAAACAUCAGUACACUGCAUUUAUGUACUUUAAAUAAAAUUGUCUGUUACAGUAAUGUAUAGCGUCAAACAAAUUUAGUUCUGAUAUCAAAGGGAAUUUACUGAAUUUUAUUUGUUGACACUAGAACAGUGCAUGGUGUAGUUCAUCCAAUUUAAUUGAUUAUAAGAUAUUUGACGCAUGAUUGGUAAGAAAAGACCAGGUUAAGUAGUAGAUUUGGUAUGGUUAAUCAGAUGAUAGAGAGCUUAGAUUACAUC
Messenger RNA from Schistosoma haematobium, 2624 nucleotides. It is a transcript of the gene MCM5, whose product is annotated as minichromosome maintenance protein 5. The record is from RefSeq and is a predicted model, not a curated record. Bases 28 to 2280 code for a protein of 750 amino acids. Gene Ontology annotation, molecular function: 3'-5' DNA helicase activity; single-stranded DNA helicase activity; ATP binding. NCBI's taxonomy places the organism in Eukaryota, Metazoa, Platyhelminthes, Trematoda, Strigeidida, Schistosomatidae. Gene Ontology annotation, cellular component: MCM complex; nucleus. The transcript has 12 exons. Gene Ontology annotation, biological process: DNA replication; DNA replication initiation; double-strand break repair via break-induced replication.